Molecule: messenger RNA, 1761 nt
Organism: Penaeus vannamei (Pacific white shrimp)
Lineage: Eukaryota; Metazoa; Arthropoda; Malacostraca; Decapoda; Penaeidae
Product: F-box only protein 31
Molecular function (GO): protein binding
Source: RefSeq, a predicted model, not a curated record
AAACAUGACAGAGCCCUUGGUGGCGGAAGUACGUGUAUGUUGCAGUGAUGUUGCGCUUGAAUAUCACCCACUGAUGCAGGAUCAUUAUUUUCCCCAACUGUUAAAGGGGAAACGAAUAAGUGUAAAUUAACCGAGAUGCUCUUCGUUUAUUACGCAGCAUCUUAAGAACUGAAAGGUGUAAUUGUGUGUACCAAAAGUUAAGCAAGACAAAACCAUGGAAAUGUCAGGCACACUUCAACUGACAGAUUUACCUGAGGAUUUGCUGUUACGCAUAAUGAGCCUGUUUAAUCCCUACGAUCUUACUGAACUUGGUGCCACCUGCAAAUUGCUCUACACUGUCAGCCAGUCCAACUCAAUCUGGAUAAAGCAUUGUCGGAGAGUCAUUCAUUUAAAGGAUAUAGAACUUGGAGAAUUCAGUAAUUACAAGAAGUUAUACACCAAUUUGCUUCAUAAGUAUGGCUGUUUGAUUGGGUUAUAUCAGACCAGAUUUGGUCCCUUUGGAGGCCUCACGGAAGUCGUAUACUCAAAUGGUGCGAUUGAGGGACACACUUGGGAUUUAGUACCAUCAGAAGAUAUGGAAGCUCCACUUAAGUGCAAUAUUCUGUUCUCCUUAAAAAGGAGUGAAUACCAUACACAAAAUGUUUGCCUUCCACACAUGAGUCCUCAUCAUGGGGCUGUUUCUAUUGGAACGAAAAAAGAUACCUUUACCCUUCUGUGCUUCAACCCAAAGGAACAUGCCCAAGCUGUCUGGAAGGACUUUGGAUAUGAUCAAGAGAUAUUUGAUCAUUUUCAAAGACAUGGGCAUGGAUUAAAGAAAUACAGACAUCCAUUAUUUCGUCAGUGGGGACUGAAUUAUCAUCAGCAAAAACUCAUUUGCCUCAGUCAUUAUUUUGACUUCUCCAUGAUCCACGAGCGCCUAAUUUUUCAGCACCCUCGAGACAUCCCAGAGCUUAUGCCAGAUGGAACCUGCCCAAAACAGCUUGUUAUGCCAGGAUUGUUCAAAAGCAGUGACAAGGUUCACGGAGAACAACUUUUGGUUUUUAGGUAUAUGAAGGGGGUUGAACUCGCUGCAUUCCAGGUCACAGGAGAUGGAUAUGAGCAAGCUGGGCAAUCACUGUUUGAAGCUUACUUGGAAUUUCCCAUAUCAUAUGUACCAGAAAGACAUGAAUUUGAGGACCUGAUUGACUCAGAUGUGGAGGAGGUCCAGGUUCCAAUUUCAGACAUCACUUCACAGACUUUCACUCUACCACAAGACUGCCAAGAAGAUGCUCCAUCAGACAUGUGUCAUGCAAGAUACCUUGGAUAUGGCAAUCUCAGAUAUCCAGAGAGGGUGUCUAUAAAUCUUAUCCAUGUUAUGGUGUUUGAUGAAGACACUGUAGGUGUGCUGUGGAUAGAAGAGGAAUCUUUUACUAUUUGCAAGCGUGUGCAUCAGACCUUCAACCAACACCAUCUCUAGGGUAUCCAGAGUGUUUUGUAACCUCUUGCAGGGAUGUUUCCAUUUGUAUAGGUAAAGGAGAGGUUUAAAAUGCCCGAAGCCCUUCAGUUGAAAAUAAUGAAAAGAAAACUAUGAUGUGAAAAAAUUGUAAAAUAAUCCUAGAAAAUACAAAAAGAUGGGGCUAUCUAGUGAUAAUUGGAAAAGACUUAACAAAGCUAGAAAGUUGUUUGCUUUUCUUACCAUCAUCAACAUUAGUUCAUUCUUGCAUCAUUAGGCCAUCAAGAGCAUCAUUUUUUAAUCUUUUAAUAAAGAGUAUCUAUAUUUUA